Suillus subaureus is the source of this 1659-nucleotide messenger RNA. RefSeq lists its product as uncharacterized. Bases 1 to 1659 code for a protein of 552 amino acids. The transcript has 11 exons. The record is from RefSeq and is a predicted model, not a curated record. NCBI's taxonomy places the organism in Eukaryota, Fungi, Basidiomycota, Agaricomycetes, Boletales, Suillaceae.
AUGUGUGGUCUAGAUUCUUACCCAGGUAUUGACCACAGGAAGGGAUCAUUGGAUAUGAUAGAGAGAUUUAUCAAAGAUAGGGAGGCUGCAUGGACAUCCAAGAAAGAGGCUUCUCCACCUAAGAUGAAAAAAUCUCAGGAAUGUGCAGGAAAGACAAAGGCACCUGCACAGAGAACAUCAUCCAGAGCGAAACAAAGAGCAACAGUCAAUCCUGUCAGAACUCUGGAUGAAGGGUUACUCAAGGACAGUCAGUGGGAAAUCACUGAGGUACCUGCAGUAACACAUGUUGAUGCUGGAAAGAGCCCCAUAAGGCAUGGGGAUCACACAAAUACUUUGAUGAACAGAGCCUUCAUAGAAGGCAAUAGAGUUCUUGUGAGCAGGAAUCUGGUUUCCUGGAUGAUUGAGCAAUAUUGCAUCCUUGUUGGCAUCCCACUAAAUGAGCCCCUCCAUGGACAGCUCAUCCCACAAUCACCAGAUGAGUACCACAAUCUGACAGAGCAUGACUACUUGGAGGCAUUAGGCAUAGAAUGCCUGUAUGCACCAUUGGUAAAUGCAGAGGAGAGCCCUGAUCAUCUGAUCCAUCUCACACAUGCACUUGGGAGGGCCAUCAAAGAGACUCACGCCUUGUCUUAUUCCAAGCCCAGCACACAGUACUUGGACCCCCUACCACCCAUGUUUUUGCCCAUCCCAAUGAUCCCAUGCAGGAACAGCUCAAUUGACUCAACAGAUACAGGUGAUCAUGAUGGAUCUGUGUCCAACAACGCAUGUACUGCGAAUGCACAUUCUGCACUUCCUGGCUCAGAGACCCAGGAAGAUCUUAUUGUCAUCAAUAGCAAUCUGAUCAGCAAUGCCUGCUCAAGACACAUUACACAUGUUGAUGACAAUUGUGUGCACAUCAAUGUUAAUGAUGGCCACCCCGAUGUAAUGGAUACAGAGGCAGUCAGGGGUGGACAUGGUGAUGACAACAACAAUGAUUCAAAGGAUGGUAUGGAUGGAGAAGGGAAAAGGAAGCGAGUGGACUCACUGGCUCCAUCUCCCUCAGUGGUACUACUUUUUCUUGACAAGGGGUAUGGUCCAUGCCUCAUCACCUCCUACUUGCAGGACCUCCUCCAACUGAAGUGGCUGAGAAAAGCACAUUGGCCACAGAUCUGGGCAAGGAAUCAACUGCUAGGAAAUGCAUUGAGAAAACCAAUACCCAUGAUGGUAAUACAAGGCAACUUCCUGCUGCAGCCUAGGAGUCCAGAUCAUGCCCAAGUUGUGGUACCAAGUAAUUAUGGUGACAAAUCAGAAUUUCUCACGUUCUUGAAUGUCAAGUGUAAUCAGUUCAAUAUCUUCACCAACAUGAGUCAGGAUACAACUAGGAAAGAAAGAUGGAGAAAUGAAUUGGAGGACACUGGCUGCACUUUGCAUGGAGUAAGGAUUGAGCGAUGUGCAACAUGGCAACAUCUUGGAAGUGUAAUCAGUGAUACCCAGGCUCACUGGACUACAGAGAGACAUGUGGUCAAGUGUGAAUGCAACAUGGGUAGUGGAGUAUCCAUGGAUGCCAAUGACAGUGCAAUAGAAGGUACUGCUGAUGACCUGGAUGGUAUCUCCAAAUCCAAUUUGUGCAUCAUGAAGUCCAUGGAGGAACUCAUUAAACAGAAAGUUCCACACACCUGA